AAAUUUUUUUAAUAAAAGCUCACCACCUGGGCGCCAAUUGUGGAUUCAAUAUCAUACAAAUUACAGUUACUAAUCUUCAGGAGAUAAAAUACAAAUUCACAAAAAUAACAAACCAAAACACACAACCAUGGCACAGCCACAGCUUGUAAUAAAGAUUCAUGACGAACACGAACACGAACAUGAACACGAAACUAAUGAAUCGUCAAUAAAACGAAGUGAUGAUCAUAAUAAUGAGAGUGUUUCCUUCAAAUUUAAUGCUCAAGCGCCUGAAUUCGUGCCGAGAUCGCGUAAUCAGACGACGCAGAUGCCGAUUUCGGGUUAUUAUUAUCCGUGUUUUCAUUAUGUUGGUGGAAAUGGUGGGUCGGAUUGGUUCUUGGUUGGUGAUCAAGAUCCUCAUAAUGCUGCAGCAGCUGCUACUUAUUUGAUCUCUAAUCCGAAUGAUCCUGUUUCGCCGAAUUCUUCUAAUAAAUCGGUUAUUCUUACGGAUGAUCUUCGUCAAAAGAUUCUUAAACAGGUGGAAUAUCAAUUCAGUGACAUGAGUCUUCUUGCAAAUGAAUCCAUGUCAAAACACAUAAGUAAAGAUCCUGAAGGCUAUGUACCAAUAUCUGUUAUUGCCUCUACCAAGAAAAUGAAGUCCCUUGUUAAUAACAAUCAUUUGCUUGCUCAAGCACUUCAAUCCUCUUCAAAACUUGUUGUAAGUGAAGACAAUAAGAAAGUUAAACGUAAAAUUCCUUUUACUGAGAAAGACAGAGAAGAAUUGCAGUGUCGUACUGUUAUUGUGGAGAAUUUACCUGAAGAUCAUUCUCAUCAAAACCUUGAAAAAAUAUUCAGUGUUGUUGGAAGUGUAAGAACCGUCCGAAUAUGCCAUCCCCAAGAAUCCAAUUCGUCCCGUACUAAAACUGAUUUCCUGAUGAGCAACAAGCUACAUGCACUUGUCGAGUUUGACAGGCCAGAAACAGCAGAGAAAGCGGUCGACAAGUUGACUGACGAAAGGAAUUGGAGAAAAGGGCUUCGAGUUAGGGUUUUGGUUAGAUGCUCGCCAAAAUCUGUUCUGAAAAACAGAAAAUCUGAGUUUGAUGGCCUUUUGGAUGACGAAGAUAUAGCGAAUUCAGACUCAAAUGAUGAUUCUUCUCCAAUGAGCAACCCGGAAGCUGUUACAGAAAGCAAUGCUGACGAAAAUUCAGGUUCGUCGAAGAAAGGAUGGGCAAAAGGCCGAGCCAAGGGCAGAGGACGUGGUCUAAGCCAUGGCGGACGAGGACUGCUAGCUCAUUCGCCACAAACGGUUAGCUCUCCGCAAAGUGAAGCAUCGGCUAAACAUGCAUUUAAGGGUCCAAGAAUGCCAGAUGGAACCAGGGGUUUCUCCAUCGGUCGCGGCAAGCCUCUGAUUGGUUCUUCAGCUCUGACUACUUCAAUGGUGGAAUGAACGGAUAUUCAGGAGUUUGAUCAAUUAGUUGGUGUUGAAAAUUGGUUUUGGAGCCAAUGAAAACUUUUGUGGCAAGUUACAUGAUUAUAGGCAGUAUGUUCCUUAAUAAUUUAUAAUUGAGGUGUAUAGUAUAGUGUGUUUUGUGUAGGAAUUGUAAAUGUUCUUUUUGGUUGACAUUUUUGGAUGUAUUUCUUAUUCUGAAAUGCUUAAUUGCUACUGUAUUUGUUUAAAUUGAAUCUUUUUUUUUUGAAA
Messenger RNA from Mercurialis annua (annual mercury), 1675 nucleotides. RefSeq names its product la-related protein 6C. The record is from RefSeq and is a predicted model, not a curated record. Gene Ontology annotation, cellular component: nucleus. Gene Ontology annotation, molecular function: mRNA binding. Gene Ontology annotation, biological process: RNA processing. NCBI's taxonomy places the organism in Eukaryota, Viridiplantae, Streptophyta, Magnoliopsida, Malpighiales, Euphorbiaceae. The transcript has 10 exons. The coding region runs from base 128 to 1423 and encodes 431 amino acids.